AUGCCGCCCACGACCCCAUACGCCGGCAAGUUCGGCUCCUGCGCCGCCUACAGCAACGGCGGCCACGUGCAGCCCCAGAGCCCGUACCGCAGCCACACCGCCCCGAAGCCGUCCCGCGAGGGCGCCUGCAACGGCGCCUACUCGGUGGCCGAGAACCCCUACGACGUGCCGCAGCCCCACGCCGCCUACCGCAGCGCCUCCGUGUCCUCCGUCGCCGCCAAGGAGCACCACUACAGCGGCUGCGCGCUGUCGGAGAACCCGUACUCCUCGCCGCAGCCCCGCAGCCCCCGCCAGCACAGCGCCUCCUGCCGGGCGCACCUCCACCAGCACGCCGCCGGCGGCGGCGGCGGAGGCGGCGCCCCGGAGCCGGCGGGCCGCGCCAAUGCGACGGCGGCGUCCAAAGCCCGCCUUUACGGGCACGGCAUCACCGCCAGCUACGGAGAGAUGUGUUACCACGACAACAGCCUGGUGUCGGCGUCCCUGGAGGCUCUGAUCCAGCACCUGGUCCCCACGGUGGACUACUACCCGGACGUAAGCGCCAGUGAAGCCCCGAGGAAAGAUCACGCCACCAGCGCCGUCUGCCCGUUCCCUGAACCUCUCUGUGUUUCCCCCCACCAGAGGUCCUAUGUGUUCACUUUCCUGCUGAGCUCCCGCCUCUUCCUGCACCCUUACGAGCUCAUGACGAGGGUUUGCCACCUGUGUGUGGAGCAGCAGCGGUCUGGAGAUGCCCUUCUGGAUAAGAUCCGCUUCCGGGAGGUGGCGCCAAAGCUGGUCCAGCUUCUGACCGAGUGGACGGAAACGUUUCCGUACGACUUCAGGGACGAGAGGAUGAUGCGCUGCCUUAAGGACAUGACGCACCACGUCGCCCGAGGGGACGAGUACUCUUGGCGGGCCAUGCAGCAGAUGACCCAGCGCCUCAUCAAGCGCCUCUCCGCCCUCGGCCAGUACGAGGAGGCGGUGGCGGCGCUGCACGCCGCGGCGCAGGAGCGCCCCGCCUCCCUGAAGAGCAAGCAGGCCUCGGCUCAGCGCAGCGACAUUCUGAACGUGUGCGACGACCCCUUCAUCCUGGCCCAGCAGCUCACACACAUUGAACUGGACAGACUGAGCUUCAUCGGCCCCGAGGAGUUCAUCCAGACUUUCGCCAUGAAGGAUCCCCUGGAGAACCAUAAGGGUUUCUUCCGGAAGCGGAAAACCAGCAACCUGGAGGCCUACAUCAAUUGGUUCAACAGGCUGAGCUACCUGGUGGCCACUGAGAUCUGUAUGCCAGCAAAGAAGAAGCACAGAGCGCGAAUCAUAGAGUUCUUCAUCGACGUGGCUCAGGAGUGUUUCAACAUCGGCAACUUCAACUCCCUCAUGGCCAUCAUCACUGGAAUGAACAUGAGUCCUGUUGCCAGACUGAAGAAAACCUGGAAUAAAGUCAACACAGACAAGUUUGAAAUCCUGGAGCACCAGAUGGACCCGUCCAGUAACUUCAGCAACUACCGCACUGCACUCCGGGGCGCCACCCAGAGGUCAGAGACGGCGCACAGCAGCCAGGAGAAGAUUGUGAUUCCUUUCUUCAGUCUCCUCAUCAAAGACAUCUACUUCCUUAACGAAGGCUGCGCCAGCAGGCUACCCAACGGACACAUCAACUUUGAGAAACUUUGGGAGCUUGCAAAGCAGGUCAGCGAGUUCCUGGUUUGGCGUCAGGUCAUUUGUCCAUUCGACAGAGACCGGCGCAUCCUACAGUAUCUUGUGACCACGCCCGUUUUCACUGAAGAUGAGUUGCAUCUGGCCUCGUAUGAGAGUGAAGGACCUGAGAACAACAUGGAGAAAGACAGUCGCAGAUCUCUGAGGUCUUCUCUUCUCCAUCGAGAGAAUCGGUCUUAAAAGAGAGAGACAAUUCCUUCUGCUUAAGAGACCAUAAAAGAACAAGAUGUUUUAAAGAUUCCCUUUUCCACUGCCAAAGUUUGGAUCUUGGAUUUGAGAAUAUUUCUCUGCCUUUGUGAUCAAAAGGAGCAUAGAUCAUGUAAAAAAUACGGAAAUCCAGUCUGUCUAAAGGCACUUAAAGGACAUCGGACAACAUUGGGAUCAUGUGGAUUUUUAUUAAUAUCUCCAAUGGCGACAGGACAGUCACCGUGGAAAGACUCAUACUUUGGACAGACGGGUUUUGUCUGCGAACGAGAUCGUCAGGGACCUGAUCGACUUUGGUUGAAGCCAUGGCACAGUUCAUCUCCACGCAGAUUUGAACAUAAGAGCUGUUUUUCAUUGAUCUGUGUUACAAAAGACACAUUGUAAAGUGCUAAAGUUCAGAAGCUGUGCCUUGAGUCAAUCAUUUUAAACACAGUCAC
Messenger RNA from Menidia menidia (Atlantic silverside), 2330 nucleotides. Lineage: Eukaryota; Metazoa; Chordata; Actinopteri; Atheriniformes; Atherinopsidae. The record is from the annotation of a GenBank genome assembly.